Aspergillus novofumigatus IBT 16806 is the source of this 1136-nucleotide messenger RNA. RefSeq names its product NAD(P)-binding protein. The coding region runs from base 126 to 1097 and encodes 323 amino acids. Lineage: Eukaryota; Fungi; Ascomycota; Eurotiomycetes; Eurotiales; Aspergillaceae. The record is from RefSeq and is a predicted model, not a curated record. The transcript has 2 exons.
GGCUUUUGUUUUCGGAACCAUAAUAAAGCCAAGACCCAAUCCCAACCGACCUCGAAAGGCUCCAAUCAUCCACCUAAUCACGGAGUAUUGAACGUUCACACUUGCCUCAACCCCUUGUUCUGAAUAUGCCUUUCCACCCUGACGCUCUUCCCGAUCUCACAGGGAAAAUAUACAUAGUUACUGGUGGAACCUCCGGCAUAGGCUACCACACAAUCUCCCACCUGGCAUCCCACAAUGCGCACGUCUACAUGUGCGCUCGCUCCCAAGAAAAAGGCAACUCCGCAAUAGCACGCAUCAAAGAAACCCACCCAACCGCCAACAUCUCCCUCCUAACAAUGGACCACACCGGUCUCUCCACCGUCGUCUCCGCCACGAAUGACUUCCUAUCCCGCGAGACAGCGCUACACGGCCUCGUCAAUAACGCAGGGAUUAUGGCAACGCCCUACGAACUGACGAAGGACGGGUACGAGGCACAGUGGCAGACGAAUUAUCUUGCGCAUUGGCUGUUCACGGAACUACUGCUUCCGGUUCUGUUACGGACUGCUAAGACCACUACGACGACGGGAGGUGUGCGCAUUGUGAAUAUAACCUCGUCGGGCCAUCUGAGCGCACCGAAGACUGGGGUUAAUUUCGAUGAUACAUCCCUGAAAAAUGAUGGGUCCUGGGCGCGGUAUGGACAGAGCAAGCUCGCGAAUAUCCUACACACGAAAACCCUACAUAAACGGUACGGACCGGGCUCGUUACACACUACACAAAAUAGUUCUAGGGAGGGGUCUGGCGGGAUCUGGGUCUCAUGCGUACAUCCAGGCAUCGUCGGAACGAAUCUCGCUUCGUCGGUUGGCUGGCUCGAGUCGAUGGUUUUCUCUAUCCUGCGUCUAUUCGGAUUGUUUUGGACGGCUGAUAAGGGGUCAUGGAAUAGUUUGUUCUGCGUUGCGGGGAGUGAUAUGAAACCGGAACAGAGCGGUGCGUAUUUGGAGAUUUUUGGGAGGUUUGGGGAGCCCACGUGCUUGAGUAAGAAUGCAAAGGAUGGGAAGCUUGCGGAGAGGUUGGAGGAGUGGACGGCCGAGUUGAUGAGGAGGGAGGGGUGGUUGAAGUGAGAAGGGCUAGUUAUUGCUAUUUGUCAUUUAUUCGUGUGU